Messenger RNA from Neltuma alba, 2970 nucleotides. RefSeq names its product putative disease resistance protein At3g14460. The transcript is spliced from 3 exons. NCBI's taxonomy places the organism in Eukaryota, Viridiplantae, Streptophyta, Magnoliopsida, Fabales, Fabaceae. The record is from RefSeq and is a predicted model, not a curated record. The coding region runs from base 1 to 2970 and encodes 989 amino acids. Gene Ontology annotation, molecular function: ADP binding; protein binding.
AUGCUAUGGGAGGCUUUGCAAUCACCAUUUAAUCAUGGGGCUGUAGGAAGCAAAAUUCUUCUAACCACCCGUAGUGGAAAAGUGGCUUCAACUGUGCGUUCUGCUAAUAUACUUCAAUUGAAGCCAUUAUUAGAAGAAGAUAGUUGGUCAUUAUUUAGCAGAUAUGCAUUCCAUGAUGGAAAUGUUCUUUGUGCAAACUCCGACCUUGAAGAAAUUGGUAGAAAAAUUAGUAAAAAAUGCAAAGGGCUGCCUUUGACUUCGAAAGCCAUUGGGAGUCUCUUAUACACAGAAUCAUCUCAUGAUAAUUGGAAUGGCAUUUUGAAAAGUGAGAUAUGGGAGGAAAAAAGUGAUAGCAAGAUUCUCCCUGCUUUGAGGUUAAGUUAUUGCUACCUCCCCUCUCAUCUCAAAAGAUGCUUUGCUUAUUGUUCAAUAUUUCCCAAAGAUUAUGCUUUUGAUAAGGAGCAUUUAAUUCAAUUGUGGAUGGCAGAAAAUUUUCUAACGUGUGCUCAUCAAAGCCAAGAUGCAAGAGAAGUAGGAGAACAAUUCUUUAAUGAGCUAUUAUUGAGGUCAUUAUUUCAACGAUUAACAGUAGAUGAUACUUGUUUGGUCAUGCAUGAUCUUAUUAAUGAUAUGGCAAAAGUUGAAUAUGGAAAGUUUUGCCAUAGGUUGGAGUUAGAUGAUGUAAAUAAGUUGACAGAAAUGACCCGUCAUAUUUCAUUUUUGAGAAAUUAUGUUAAUACAUCCAAACGAUUUGAGGUUGUAUUCAGGGCUAAUAAAUUGCGCACUUUCUUGCCUCUAUCUAUGCAAGGUCAUAGAAGUACAAGCUAUAACUCCAUUCUUCACUUUAUAUCUGGCAACUUCACUCACAAUUUGCCAUCCAAGUUCACUUGCAUGCGAGUUUUAUCUCUGUCUGAUCAUUUCAUCACACGGUUACCUGAUUCAAUAGGAAACCUCAGACAUCUCUGUUAUUUGGACUUAUCAGGAACUAAAAUAAGGAAACUGCCAGAUUCAAUAUGUCAACUUUAUCAUUUGCAAACGCUAAAGUUAUGGCGUUGUUGUCUUUUGGAAAAGUUUUCAACAGAUUUUCAUAAACUCAUGAAUCUACAUCACCUUGAUUUUCGUGAAACUCAAGUGAGAGAGAUGCCAAAGCAAUUGGAUAAAUUGGAAAAUCUUCAAGUGCUGUCAUCAUUCAUUGUAGACAAAUCUGGAGAGACCAGCAUCAAAUAUUUAGAAGGACUUGAUCUUCAUGGACCACUUUCCAUCUCAGGGUUGAAAAAUGUGGCUUCUCCCUCAGCUGCUUUAGGGGUCAAUUUGAGAAGCAAGAUACACCUAAAGGAGUUAACAUUAGAAUGGUGCAUAGACAAUGAAAAAUCACCACAUGAUAAGGAUGUGUUGGAGAACUUCCAACUACAUAAGAAUUUAAAAAAGCUAUCAUUUAUCAACUAUGGUGCUAUCGAGUUUCCAAAUUGGCUUGUCGAUCAUUCGUUGUCCAAUUUAGUGUCCUUAGAGCUAAGGCAUUGCAAAUAUUGUAUAUCCUUGCCAUCAAUUGGCAUCUUUCCAUCUCUCAAGUCACUGUCAAUUAUAGGGUUUCAUAAUAUAGUAGCUAUUGGUCCAGAAUUUUGCGGAAGUAGCUCUAAUGCUUCAUCCCUAGAAAUCUUGAGGUUUGGGGAUAUGAAGAGCUGGGAGGAAUGGAAGUGUGAAAUUUUGUCACUAACUUUCCCUCAUCUUCAAGAGCUGAGUAUCGAAAAUUGUCCUAAAUUGAAAGGGCAACUUCCUCAACAACUUCCUUCUUUAAGGAUGCUAUUAGAAAGUCUUCCAUCAUCUCUAAAAGUCCUUGACAUUUCUGGAGGCUUCAAAAAUUUAUUAUCAGUUGACAAAAUUGAGAAUCUCAUUGCCAAUUGUAACCUCAAAGAGUUGAAGUUUUCUGAUUGUCCCCACCUUGAAUUCCCACUGUGCUAUUUUCAUAACUUCAUUCUUGAGAUGGAGAUAAGAGGGAGUUGUGACUCUGUCAAGUCUUUUCCUCUGGAUUUAUUCCCGAAGCUUCAAUCAUUAAAGUUGAUUGACUGUAAUAAUCUUGAAAUGAUAUCUAUUUCAGAGGGGAAUGAUUUUUCUCUAGUAGACUUGUACAUACGAAAGUGUCCUAGAUUUGUCCAUUUUCCUGAAGGAGGGUUUUCAGCCCCCAAACUAAUAUUGUGUUGCAUCGAAGAAUUGAAGAAUUUGAAAUCAUUGCCAAAGAAGAUGCGCGUUUUCUUUCCCUCUCUCAUAUAUCUGGUAAUUAGAUGUUGCCCACAAGUGGAAUCAUUUUCAGAGGAAGAUUUGCCAUCAAAUCUCCAAUAUCUUGAUGUCUUGGAAUGCCCAAAACUUGUAGCCUCUCGAAUGGGUUGGCAUCUGAGUAGGCUUACUUCACUGCAUCACUUAGGGAUUGGAGAUGCAGAUGAUGAGUCUCUUCAUGAUAUUGGACUACUUCCGCCUACUAUUACUAGUCUUUCGUUCCGUAACUGCCCAAAUCUCAGGUCAUUAGAACACAAAGGUCUUUGCCACUUAUACACUUUGGAAGGAUUGGGAUUUCAUGGCUGUCCUAAACUCCAGCACUUUCCAAAGGAGGGUUUGCCCAAUUCCCUUUGUCUGCUACGGGUUAUUGGCUGUCCCUUGCUCAACAAGAAGAUCCAAAAACAAAAUGGAAAAUAUCAGGCAAUUAUUUCUCACAUCCCUUUUAGUAGCACUAAAGAUGAUGGAGUAGCAUUGGUGGAAACUGAGCAUGUAAACUGUGGGUGCUUUAUGUCAAAUGAUACUUACUGUGGCAUUUCUAUGGUCAAUAACACUAGAUUGACUUUUGCGAUGAAGGCACAUAUGAAUUUGAUGCCAGAGUUAUCAGCAAAGUUGCGUGAUCUUCCUGUUAGGCCAAGUUUUGCUGUAACGCUGGCAUUUGCAGAGCCUCUAACCUCAGUUAUAGUAGCUAUACACCUUUGA